UCGGCUGGAACAUUGGCAAGUCGCGCUCGAUUCAAUACUUUCACUGAGCUCUAAGGUCACGCUUGCGCAACUAGACUGAGGUUUCGGAGUUGCUCGAGCGCAUUCCAUGGAUACAAGACAGCCUGCAUGUUUCUCUAUUGAAGAAUAGCUCGCUGUCAUACCUCGAAAUGGUAUGCGUGAUCGGAUUCGAAGGCUCGGCGAAUAAACUCGGUGUUGGUAUCGUGAGAGAUGGAGAAGUUCUGGCCAACCCCCGUGUUACCUAUGUUACACCACCGGGGGAAGGAUUCAAGCCCGGCCCGACCGCGAAACACCACCGCGAACACAUUAUAGAGGUGUUGAGGAAAUGUUUGGACGAGGCGAAAAUCUCACCAUCGGAAAUAGAUGCGGUUUCAUUCACUCAGGGUCCCGGCAUGGGCGCACCAUUGGUUUCAGUCGCCGUGGUAGCACGAACAGUCGCUCAGCUGUGGAAUAAACCUCUUAUCGGAGUGAACCACUGCGUGGGUCAUAUCGAAAUGGGAAGACUGAUCACUGGUGCAGACAACCCCACCGUCUUAUACGUCAGCGGUGGGAACACCCAAGUUAUAGCGUACGCUGCGCGGAGAUACCGGAUCUUCGGAGAAACAAUCGACAUAGCCAUCGGGAAUUGUUUGGAUCGUUUUGCGCGAGUCCUGAAGCUCAGCAAUGACCCGAGUCCAGGUUAUAAUAUCGAGCAGAUGGCUAAAAACGGCAAAAAGUUUGUUCCCUUGCCCUACGUUGUGAAGGGCAUGGAUGUCUCCUUCUCGGGCUUAUUGAGUUUCCUCGAAGAGAGAACGGAUAAACUUCUGAAAGAAGGUUACACAGCCGGAGAUCUGUGCAUGUCGCUGCAGGAAACAAUGUUCUCGAUGUUGAUUGAGACGACGGAGAGGGCGAUGGCGCACACAGGGAGUCAGGAAGUUCUCAUCGUCGGAGGGGUUGGGUGCAAUAAACGACUUCAAGAGAUGAUGGGUAUAAUGGCUGAGGAGCGGGGCGCGAAGCUUUUCGCAACGGAUAUGAGGUUCUGCAUCGAUAAUGGUGCCAUGAUCGCACAAGCUGGAUGUCGUAUGUUCGAGGCGGGGAUGUUCACUGGAAUUGAGAACAGUUCCAUCACGCAGAGAUUCCGAACGGACGAAGUUGAGGUGAAGUGGAGGGACUAGUCGAUAUCGCUGAUUUCCUGUUCCAUAAUCGAAAGAGAAUAAAGGCGGGGGCUCGCGGAUCGGAGCGCUGAUCACAGAAUUGUU
Molecule: messenger RNA, 1256 nt
Organism: Galendromus occidentalis (western predatory mite)
Lineage: Eukaryota; Metazoa; Arthropoda; Arachnida; Mesostigmata; Phytoseiidae
Gene: Tcs3
Product: Probable tRNA N6-adenosine threonylcarbamoyltransferase Tcs3
Exons: 6
Coding region: 168-1172 (334 amino acids)
Biological process (GO): tRNA threonylcarbamoyladenosine modification
Cellular component (GO): EKC/KEOPS complex; cytoplasm
Source: RefSeq, a predicted model, not a curated record